Messenger RNA from Biomphalaria glabrata, 608 nucleotides. RefSeq lists its product as uncharacterized. Lineage: Eukaryota; Metazoa; Mollusca; Gastropoda; Planorbidae. Bases 119 to 505 code for a protein of 128 amino acids. Gene Ontology annotation, molecular function: calcium ion binding. The transcript is spliced from 4 exons. The record is from RefSeq and is a predicted model, not a curated record.
UCUCACAUUCUUUAAAAAAGAAAAAAAAAUCAUGACACACAUAGACGCUUAUAAAUGUAAGGAAAUCUCAAGCCUUAUAUAGUGAUCUCGAAAAGAGCAAAGAUUAAACACAUUGAACAUGAAGGCAUUCGCUUUACUUGCUCUGGCCUUGUUCGGCUACGUCUCAGCCCAGCCAGGAACCGGAAACAACCUGUUUCAUCUAUAUGCAGGAAGUGACAACUUGAUGCAGAGAAAUGAGUUCGACAGAUUCUGGCUACACUUUGAUGACAACAAGGACGGAGAAGUGUCUAAGCUAGAGUUUGACAGCGGAUGGAGACAAGAAGGUUUUCCCCAUGCUGCCAGUGCCCCACUCUACUUCCUGGAGAUGGACAUAGUCCGUGAUGAGGUUCUCAACUCAUUGGACUUCCCCCACAUCUUCCGUUUGUUUGACGAAGAUGGUAACGGAGUGAUCUCCGAAAGAGAGGCAAGAACUAACGGAGCUGCCUAUUUCUGGUUUAAUGAAUAAGUUGAUACAAUUGAAACUAAAUAGAUUGUUCAAAAUUGUUUACGUUUUGCUACAGCUCUUUUUGUAAAAUAUGAAAAUAAAUAAAAGUUUUGUUUAUUUUUAA